AUGCAUCACCUCAGCCUCUUAGUAUCACUAUGUCUCACGAUCGCAAGCCCACUAGCAUGGGCCGCCCCAGCAACAGAGCACGCGGGCCAACUGUCUCUAUCUCAAGUAUACGACACAACCGACAAACUCCCCCUCCCUAAUGAAGGCAACCUCCAAGUCCAUGACCCAAACAUCAUCCUCCACGAUGAUCACUACUACCUCUUCAAAGGCGGCAUCAACAUCCCAAUCUUCAAAUCCGCCAACAUGUCCGGACCGUGGGAAAACAUCGGCACCGUCCUAGAUGGCGACAGCAUAAUCGACAAGGGCAACCGGUCCCGCCCCUGGGCGCCAACGACCAUCGAAAAAGACGGCAAGUUCUACUGCUACUACACGCUCAGCCGGGCCGGGUCGCAGAACAGCGCCAUCGGCGUUGCGACAACGACCAAGCUGGACGGCAGUGCAUGGACCGACCACGGCCUCUUGAUCAACACGGGCAAGGGCCCCGGGUCCGACGUGUAUCCGUACACGAUCACGAAUGCAAUCGAUGCGUCGUUCAUCAUGGACCAGGACUCUGGCCAGGCGUAUCUCAACUACGGCAGUUUCUGGCAUGAUAUUUGGCAAGUGCCGUUGUCGGAUGAUCUGCUGUCGGUCAAGGAUGCCCAUAAGCCCGAUGCAGUGCAGUUGACGUAUCUUCCGCGGCUGAAGAUCAAGCCCGAGGAGGGCUCUUGGAUGAGCUACCGCGGUGGAUGGUACUAUACUUGGUUCAGUCGUGGGAAGUGUUGCCAUUUCGAUGGCAAGUUCCCGGGGCGUGGAGAUGAGUAUAGUAUUCGCGUUGGGAGGUCGCGGAAUGUUCGUGGUCCGUUCAAGGAUCGCGGUGGCACGCUUUUGACUGAGGGUGGUGGGGAGGUCGUCUAUGGAUCGAACCAUGGAGUUGUUUAUGCUCCUGGUGGUCUGGGUGUGCUUCCUGCUAGCAAUACGUCUACGCCGGAUAUUCUUUACUAUCAUUAUUUGGAUACCAAGAUUGGGUUCAAGGACAAUCAAGCUCGUUUGGGCUGGAAUUACUUAAAGUAUGAUGAUGGCUGGCCGGUCCCUAUCGAGGGCCAGGAUGAGGUGGCUAGCAAAGAGGCCGCGGAAAAUAGUGCUGGGUCCGUUCAUGGGGUUUAUGGCUGGAGCCAUCUCUCCAUGGGUGCGGGUAAGUAG
Penicillium nucicola is the source of this 1179-nucleotide messenger RNA. RefSeq lists its product as uncharacterized. NCBI's taxonomy places the organism in Eukaryota, Fungi, Ascomycota, Eurotiomycetes, Eurotiales, Aspergillaceae. The transcript has 2 exons. Gene Ontology annotation, molecular function: arabinan endo-1,5-alpha-L-arabinosidase activity. Gene Ontology annotation, biological process: carbohydrate metabolic process. Bases 1 to 1179 code for a protein of 392 amino acids. The record is from RefSeq and is a predicted model, not a curated record.